AUAAAUCAUAACUUAAAGACCAUCUUUUCAUGUAACCUCCAUUUGAAAAUGUGUAUUUAGUAAUUAUUGGUUUGCAUGAAGAUUUGUAUAGUAUGAUAGAGUUAAAGAUAAACAACUUACCAAACGUCAUUUAUAUAGUAUAUAUAAAAAUUUAAGUUACUAUUGAGAAAAAUAUUUGCUAAUGUUGUAAUUCUAAUAAUAUAAUUAUAAUACUAAGCAAUAUCUAAAAUCUCUAAAACAAAGCUUAAUAAGAUAUAUACUAUUUAUAACAAAAGAAUUAUGUUUUAAUUAAUGCAGGUAAUUACACCUGCAUAAAGAUAUAAUAACCUCAAAUAAACAAAUCAUCAAAACUAUGUAGAUCUAAUUAUGGAUACUUCAAAGGAUACAUUAAUAUGUCGUUUAUGUGGUGUAAAUCUUGUAAAAGGAAAGCAUAAAAGUAUCUUUGAAGGAUCAACAGAUUUAAUACAUAAAAUAAAGGAAACAUUGCCAAUUUCAAUAUCUAUUGAUGAUAAUGGCUCAAAAUAUGUAUGUUUGUCAUGUUAUGACAAAAUUACUUUUUACUACAAAUUUAUUCAAGAAGUAUUGGAAUAUUCUAAAAGAUUAGAAAAUGUAUCACAAAUAGAAUCCUUCUUUGAUCUAUCUAAAGAAGUAACAGACUUGUCACAAAUUCAUAGUGAUGCUAUAUAUACAUGUCCAAAUUGUAAUGUAGAUUUAAUGAUUUUAUUAGUUAGUAAUCCUCAAGGCUGUGAUUAUACCUUCCAAAUCUCAUUAGCUAUGGUAAAUCAUUCUGAAAACAAACAUAUAAAGAAAAAGAAUAUACAAAUACAUAAAAAUGUAGUACAUCUUAAUAAUACUAAAAAUAAUAUACAUUUAAAACAUGGAAACAAAACAACAAUUACUGAAGAUAUUGAAAAUAUGCCUAAUCAAGAAGUAAGCCUAACAUUACCUGUAUUAAUCUCAACAAACUACUACAAAGAGGAAAAUUUAAAUUGUAUUGAUGCAUUAUCUAGCAAACAAAAUACAAAAAUUGAAGUAGAAAAAGACACAAGAGAAGAUCUUAAGGAAUCUAAUUCUGUUCAUCUCUCAAAAAUAUCAAAAGUACAAGAAAUAUCACAUGUGUCUAAUAAUUUAAUGGAUUAUGUUUAUAAUUCUGCAGAUCCAUUAGUGAAAAAUGAACCUGAGAGUGAUAAUACUUAUUGGCUAGACAGUGAGACUGAUUAUAAAAGUGAGAAAGAUACAUGUAUAACAUCACAAGACACUAUGCUUGAACAAAAUGAUAUACAAGAUGAAAAUGAUAUAUAUAAAUCUUGUUUAAAAUAUGUAUGUAAAUUAUGUGGUGCUCGCUAUCUUUCACACUUAAAAUAUGAAUUUCACAUGGAAAGACACAAGCUAGGUAAAACAGAUAAAUAUGAAUGUACAUUAUGUGAUAAAGAAACAAGUAAUGAAAACUUAUUAUGGGAUCAUUAUUUUCACACACACAAGAGUUUACAACGUUAUAUUUGUGUAGAGUGUGGAAAAUUAUUUACAAAACGAACUAGAUUGAAUGGGCAUCAAAAAAAUUAUAAACAUUCUGGUGUAAAACAAAUACAAGUUGGUACUAGUGAAGAUGAUAUUAGUGAAGAUGUCAUACAAAAAGCUAUAGCAACAACAAAACAGGAGAAAGUAUCUAUAAAUUGUAAUCUUUGUGGUAAACUAAUUUCAGACUUAGAUCCAGAUGCUAUUAAUGACUUAGUUACAUGUGCUACUUGUGAAGAUUCUACACUUUCUUUAAUGAUAGAUGGAAAUGAGACAAAAGUUAUUUCUCCACGUCAAUAUCAUUGUUCUAAGUGUCCUAAACAUUUUGUACGAAAAGAAAGACUAGAAUUUCAUGAAAUGAGGCAUAAUGAAAAUAUGAAUGAAUUCAUUUGUAGUACUUGUGGAAAAGAUUUUAGAGCAGAAAAUUCUUUAUAUGAACAUUACCUCUUUGUUCAUAAAGGGGCAAGACCUCACAUUUGUGAACUAUGUGGUAAGUCAUUUCAGUUAAAAGCUAGAUUAAAAGAACAUCAUCGAAUUCAUACAGGUGAGAGACCAUAUCAAUGUGAUAUCUGUGGUCAACGAUGUAGAACUACAAAUGCUUUAAAGCUUCAUAGAAAAAUUCAUUUUUCUCAUAACAGAUAUAUUUGUAACGUAUGUAAUAAGUCAUUUAGUAAAAAGCAAAAUAUGAAUGAACAUUUAGAGAAGCAUUGGAAAAAUGAUAAAAGUGUAACAUUACCACAAUUAUUUACAUGUCCAAUUUGCGUAGAAGAUUUUCCAACCUACCGUAUGUUAAAAUAUCAUAUGGUACAAAUUCAUGAAAUAAAUAAUCAGGAUCCAAUUUUAAUAAAACAAAAACCAUGGUAUGAAUGUGCAGAAUGUCACGAGAAAUUUAAACAUCAAAUGUCUUUAAAAGCACAUAAAGAGAGAGUACAUGAAGGAAGAGUAGACCCUAUUUAUCAGUGUGACAUAUGUAAUGCAACAUAUAGAGUAAAACAACUUUUAGUAAAUCAUAUUAAAAGUAAACAUGAUGGUGAAAGACGUUAUAAAUGUGCUCAAUGUGAAAAAGGAUUUAAUGACACUAAAUCUUUAUAUAAUCAUGUAUUAUUACAUACUGGAAAAAAACCAUUUGUCUGCGAAUAUUGUAAUAUGAGUUUUAGAAGAAAAGACUCCAGAGAUUAUCACCGUAGAAAACAUACUGGUGAACAACCUUAUCAAUGUCCAGAUUGUGGUGAAUCAUUUUCUACCUAUAAUAAUCGAUCUAAACAUCGAAAGAGAGAACACGGAGAAGGAGAUCCAGAGUGUCCAGAAUGUGGAAAAAAAUGUAAUAAUCAACAAGAAAUUAGAAUACAUUUAAAUAAACAUCUGGGAGAGAAACUAAAAAAAUUACAAAAUAUAAAAUCUAAGUAGAUAUGAUCUACAUACAAUUCAAACAAAAAUACAGUGAAACUAAAUUAAAUUUCUAAAUUAAAAUUGCACUGAUUAAUUAUAAUUAGUAGAUUAUUUUAUUUACAAAAAUGUAUUUAUUUUAAUUAUUUUAUAUAUUUAUAAAUGCAAUUUAAAAUUAAAAGAGCUGACUAAGAAUGUGGACUAACAUCUAAUUUUUUACUGUUUCAUUACAAUUUAAAUUAUUUUCAUUAAUUUUAUUUUACUUAAAUAAUUAAAAGCAGGAAUUUCUUUAUCUUUCUUCCAUAAAAAAAUGACAUGUAACUUGCUACUAAAUAAUGUAUUAAAAUAUUUCUUUGUAUAUUUUAAUCAUUGAAUUAUUAUUUCAUGAAAUAAAUACAUUCAUAUUAAACAACUGCAUAAUAAAUACUAUAUUAAAUAGUAUUACUAUAAAUACUAUAUUUUAUUAAACUACUUGUUAUUAAAUAUUUUAAUACAAAAGCUUAUUAGCAUUUUACACAAAAACUUAUACAAUUUUAUACAAAGCUUCCUAAAAGAAAAUAAUUUUUUCUUUGCUUGUAUAAAAUUAAUAUCAUGUUUCUAGAAAUAUUUUUCAACUUUUGUAUAUGUUUGUAAUGUACUUCAUUUUUUUUUUGUUUUUGUAAGAUAUAUUUACUAUAAUAUUUCUAAUUUAGAAUGAUCUUAAUAGCACUCAAGUAAAUUUAUAAUUAUUUGGUUUAUAAUGAUAAUAAUAUGUGUAUUAUACUACCUUUUCAAAUUAGUCCUUCAUUAUGUAUAUAGUAUCUUAUAGAGUAAUUAAGUAUGAAACAUAAACAGCAUAUACUGCAAUGUGUUGCAAACAUAGUACCUGAAAUUAUCUAUAAAAACAUUGAAAAUUAAAUUUUAGUAUUUGAAAAUAAACUAUUGUUAAAACUUCAAAUGUAGAAGAAAUAUGAAGAUUCCAAAAUAAAUAAAUUCUAAUUACUCAAGAUACCACUGUAACUACAGGAAUGCUUACUAAUUUUAGUGUUAUUAAGGAUUUAAUAUUGAAUAUGUCAUAAACGUGUUUCACAACAUCAAGGCAGUUAAAAAUAUUAAAACUAUUUGACGUAUUUAACAUAUCAUUUUUUACUUUAGUAAAGCAAUAUAAUUUAUAUGUAUGUAUAUGAAAAAACUCAUAGAUAUAAACAGCAUUACAAAAAUAAAAUAUUGAAAAAUCAUUGCAAAGUA
Molecule: messenger RNA, 4128 nt
Organism: Bombus huntii
Lineage: Eukaryota; Metazoa; Arthropoda; Insecta; Hymenoptera; Apidae
Product: zinc finger protein 567-like
Exons: 3
Coding region: 367-2922 (851 amino acids)
Cellular component (GO): nucleus
Molecular function (GO): zinc ion binding
Source: RefSeq, a predicted model, not a curated record